CCAACAAUCACCAGCCAAAGUGUGUAAUGAAGACAAGGCAAGCGAUGUAAUGGACUGGACCCUGGGAAGAAAAGCAUGGAUGACCAGCUUGAUCCAUGACGACUUGUCUGUCUGAGUGGAUCUGGCCGUCGUGCCAGGCGUCAGGCAGGUACUACAAACUGCCCACAUUGUGUACGAGAAAAGAAAGGGAAAGAAAAUAAAAUAAAAUAAAAGGCGGCAUGGUUAUUUCAACCAGGGCGAACUGAUCAGGAGGUUUGCUUUUUUUUAUUCUUCCCUCGCACUGUGGCAGUCUUGCCGCCUGCCUGCCUAUACUUGGUAACAAUGGCCGUUACCAGUAACCAACAACUUAUCUUCUGCUCUAGAUCUCGUAUUACCUGGGAUCAGCAUCACUUUAUCGAUCUCGCUAUUUACCGUCUGAUCCGAUGCUUAUUAACAACCAAUUUUCUAUUUACAUUUGACCUACCAUACAUUGUAGUGGUGAUUCUUCAGAAAGUUGAAGCUUUCGGGAAUCCCGAAGCGAAGCCGGGUACACACUGCACAGUAACAAACAACAUCAAGAAAACCCCAGAUAAUCCGGAACAUAGUCCCUGAUUAAGACGACAAUGGUGAGCAAACUAAUAAACCAGCGUUCAAUCAGGUGGGUAGCGUAUGACUAGUCUAGUGAUGGUGCUAGCAUCUUCGAUCCCGGCCACGCUUCAGC
Messenger RNA from Aspergillus vadensis CBS 113365, 700 nucleotides. RefSeq lists its product as uncharacterized. The transcript has a single exon. The coding region runs from base 322 to 591 and encodes 89 amino acids. The record is from RefSeq and is a predicted model, not a curated record. NCBI's taxonomy places the organism in Eukaryota, Fungi, Ascomycota, Eurotiomycetes, Eurotiales, Aspergillaceae.